AUGCGCAAGAUCAUGUCCAGCCUCCUCGCUCACCGCUUCAAGACCGCCGACUCCGCCCAGGCCUCAGAACGUGAACAACCUCCCCCUCAUGACGGUGAACACACAAAGGAGAUUCGUAUUCCCGCUUCCAGGCUCCCUACUUCCAACGGCCCCUUUGUAGCCAACUAUGCCUCUAACAACCUCACCCUAGGUGCUGGGGUUGCCAUCUUUCACCUUGCCACAGCCCGUGUAGUCCUCUGCUACCACAGCCGUGAAGGAUAUUAUUUCCUCCCCAAAGGCCGUAAGGAUGAGGGAGAGGAGGCUACAAAGGGUGCCGAACGUGAAGGUUAUGAGGAGUCUGGAUACAGAAAUCGUGUCUUACCGGUGCCCAUACCCCAUAGGCAGCCGAAGGCCCAUCACCCAGUGGAAGAGAUGAAGGUGCCAAACGAGGCAGUCUUCGCUACGGAGUCUGUGUGGAUGCAGUUGUUGCCGGUGAGUAGGAGGACGCAGUAUGUAUUGUUCUGGUAUAUUGCCGAGACUGUGCCGCCGGAGAUGGAGCGGGAGUUGAAUAAGAGGGGAAUGGAGAGCGGUGGAGCAUAUCAGCCGCCAGAUAAGUGGGAGAAGGGUUUGACCUUGAAGCAGAGGGUCAAUAUGGAGGUGAAGGGGUAUGAGCCUGUUAGGCACGAGGGUACAGGUGUUGAUGAGGAUGAAAAGCUGUACGUGAGUGCAUUGAUCGAUAUUGAGGAAGCCAUUCAGAAGCUGGGGCCGCAGAGUAUCAGUGGUGACGUAGUGAGGAAGGGCUGGGAGGCAAUUGAGAGAAGGAAGCAGAUGGAAGAGGUUUGA
Molecule: messenger RNA, 822 nt
Organism: Bacidia gigantensis
Lineage: Eukaryota; Fungi; Ascomycota; Lecanoromycetes; Lecanorales; Ramalinaceae
Exons: 1
Coding region: 1-822 (273 amino acids)
Molecular function (GO): hydrolase activity
Source: RefSeq, a predicted model, not a curated record